Mycotypha africana is the source of this 897-nucleotide messenger RNA. RefSeq lists its product as uncharacterized. Bases 1 to 897 code for a protein of 298 amino acids. The record is from RefSeq and is a predicted model, not a curated record. NCBI's taxonomy places the organism in Eukaryota, Fungi, Mucoromycota, Mucoromycetes, Mucorales, Mycotyphaceae. The transcript has 2 exons.
AUGGAUCCGACAUUUGAUAUGAAGCGAAUAGAAAAAGAAAUCUAUGCAAUACAAAAGGCAGCCACCCUAUCUUCUCCAGAGGACAAGAGGAGUAGUUGUCAGGAUGUAACAGCCAUACCACCGGCUCCUCCUCCUCCUCUUCCGCCUUUGAUGGAUGAAGACGAUCCUUUCAAUAAAUUUUGGGGAAUGAUUGAACCCAUGAUGGAAAAGCUACCUGUCAUUGACGACAACACCUUGAACCAAAACAAUCCUAUCCAUUAUGAUACAACGCUGAAUGAUAGCGUCACUGAGCAUAUCAAAAGAGAAAUGGCAGACAUAGCGGAUGGCUUCUUUUCCAAUCCUGACCCACAGAAACAACUUGAGUCCAAGAACGACGACGAUGGACAGCAUAAAAAGAGCCCAAAAGAGGAGAAUGAAGCGUUAAAAGAGCAAAUGUCAAUCAUUAAAAAUCAAAUACGAGACUUGGAAAAGAAAUCAGUGGAUAGCACCGUGUUGAAAAGUAGUAUUGUUCAAUUCAAAAAUGAUAUUCAAAAACAAGCCCUUCGCAUUCUUCAAGAAAAUCAAGAAACAGCUGCCAUGAGCAUGACACGUUCUGCCUCUGCCACUUCGCCUACGCACAACAUCAGAAAUACACGUCCUCCUCCUCAUGGGAAUAGCCAUCUCGUGACUGCCACCACAGCGGCUGGAGGAGGAGCAAGCACGGCCGAGAUUGUCAAUCGCAUCAAGGAAUUAGAGGACAUGAACCGAACACUCAGAUUACAAAACAAGAAACAAGAGCAUCUCAUGGCAAAGUAUAAAGAAAGAUGGGAAAAGCUAAAGGAAGGAGCAAGAAAGCGACACCCCUCACAACCAUUGCAGCCACAACAGUCGCAGCCACAGUCACAGCAGCCAUCGUAG